AUGGAUAAGUGGUUAAUAAAAAAAUCAGUUAAAGAUGUAGAUCAACCUUACAAUUCUAGUUCUACUUCUGUCUUAAAAGUUGAUUCAAAUAAUGAUGAUUGUAAAAAGCAAGUUGAACAUAGUAAAUCGAGGACAUUUCAGGAAAAAUGGAUACAAUUAUAUCCAUGGUUGUUAUAUGAUCCCGUGAAAGAAAAAGCAUUCUGUUCAAUUUGUAAAACUGCUAAUAUAAACAAAAUUAAUCUUCCUGUUUUUUCUGUCACUGAUCAAAAUUCUAAAAACGCAUUUGUAGUUGAAGGAUUUUCUGGAUGGAAUAAAGCACUACAAAGGUUCAAAUCUCACGAAGCUGGUAAUUUUCAUCGAGCUUCAAUUUCAUCGGUUGGGGCACAAAAGAAAGGAACUAACAUAUGUUCUUCUUUGAGUGUUUCAAAAACUAAAGAAAUGAAAGAAGCUAGAUCUGCUCUUCUAAAAAUUAUUUCAUCUCUUCUAUAUUUAUCGAGACAAGGUUUAGCGAUUCGUGGCCACGUUGAUAUAAACUCGAACAUACAACAAUUACUUAUUUUACGUGCAGAAGACGUUCCCGAAUUAAAAAGUUGGCUUUUAAGAACCAAAUAUAAAUGGUUAUCUCAUGAUAUUCAAAAUGAAAUAUUAUCUCUUUUAUCUAAAGAAGUUCAAUUCAAUCUUAUUUCUGAAAUAAAAAAUGCAUUUUGUUAUUCAUUAAUAUUGGACGAAACACGAGAUAUUUCCAAUAGAGAACAAGUAUCUGUGUGCUUUCGCAUCGUAGACAAUAAUUUAAAUAUAUCAGAACAUUUCUUAGGAUUUUUUGAAACUCCUUUUACUGACGCACAGACGUUAUUUAAUUUGGUAAUAAAUGUUUUAUCACAAUUUGACAUUAAUAUUUCCAAAUUUCGUGGACAAUGCUAUGACGGAGCAUCUAAUGUUAGUGGACAUAUCAGUGGUUUACAAAAAAGAAUAAUCGACGUCGAACCUAGAGCCAUUUUUGUACAUUGUACUGCCCAUACCUUAAAUCUUGUAGUGCAAGAUACAAUGCAGAAUAUUAAUAAAAUUCGAGAUUUUUUAGCGAUUUUACGUUCAAUGAUAUCAUUUGUCAAAGAUUCACCUAAACGACAGGCAAUAUUUAAUAAUUUACAAGCUGAACAAAGUAUAAUUGGUCCUUCAAAUAAUGUUUCGUUGAGGCCUUUUUGUCCUACAAGAUGGUGCGUUAGAAUUGUUUCAUUAAAAUCAAUAGAUUCAAAUUAUAAUUUACUUCGUACAUUUCUUGAUGAGCUGGCUAUGGAAAAAAAUGAAAUAGGCGCUAAGAGAAUAGAAGUUUUAAAUUCAGAACUGCAAAAAAAAUCUUUGCAUUUUCAAGAUGCAAGAUUAAAAAUUCGAGCUAUCAUAAUGUCUAUAGAAGAAAUACGAAAAUCCGGUUUUGACCAAUUAUGUGAAGCUAUAAUUAAUAAAUCUGAAGAGCUAGGAUUAGGUGAAGUCAAGCUACCUAAACAAAGAAAAACACCAAAACGUUUAAUCGAAGGGGGGCAAGAACAUUACUUUAUGACGGCUAAAGAGCAAUAUAAAGCAUUAUUUUUUGAAUGUGUUGAUAUGACAAUAUCUGCUCUGCAUAACAGAUUUCAAAAUGACGUCAUUGAACGUCUUGCUAAAGUGGAAAACUUUAUAGUAGAUCAUAAAAAAAUUAAUUCAUCUGUUAUAGUUGAAUACUAUGGCUCUGAUUUCGACGGGACAAAAUUAGAACUACAUCGAAAUAUUAUGUUAGAUGUUGCUAAAGCAAAAAAUUUUAAUAUAUCAUCGGUGUCAGACGCAAUUGAUUUUUUGAAAAAAGAGUUAUACUUACAAGAUUUGGUACCAGAAGUAAUUAAAUUAAUUAAAAUCAUGUUAACUGUACCAGUUUCAUCGUGUACAGCUGAGCGUACUUUUUCUGCCCUUCGGCGUUUGAAAACAUAG
Aphis gossypii (cotton aphid) is the source of this 1959-nucleotide messenger RNA. Its product is annotated as zinc finger MYM-type protein 1-like. The coding region runs from base 1 to 1959 and encodes 652 amino acids. Lineage: Eukaryota; Metazoa; Arthropoda; Insecta; Hemiptera; Aphididae. The transcript is spliced from 3 exons. The record is from RefSeq and is a predicted model, not a curated record. Gene Ontology annotation, molecular function: protein dimerization activity.